Messenger RNA from Dreissena polymorpha, 14527 nucleotides. RefSeq lists its product as uncharacterized. Gene Ontology annotation, molecular function: ATP-dependent protein folding chaperone; NAD+ poly-ADP-ribosyltransferase activity; protein binding. The transcript is spliced from 54 exons. Gene Ontology annotation, biological process: transcription by RNA polymerase II. Lineage: Eukaryota; Metazoa; Mollusca; Bivalvia; Myida; Dreissenidae. The record is from RefSeq and is a predicted model, not a curated record. Bases 7 to 9099 code for a protein of 3030 amino acids.
CAAACGAUGUCAGUUCCGCCUUUCCAUGAUAAACUAGCUACAGCUCUUCGUGAGAGGUUGUUAGAGGAGGCCAGUGUAAUUGAAGAUUUGCCCCCAAUUCCACCUCGGGUCCCACGUCAAAAGCAGGCCAAUCUAAUUGAAGAUUUGCCCCCACUCCCUCCUCGGGUCCGACAUCAAAAACCGAAAUUUUUCAUAACACUGAUACCAAUAAGGAAAAAGAAGCCAGUUUCAACAUCUGGUGUACCCCCGCCACUGCCAGCACGGAACUAUACGCCACCAACUUCAUCCGGAGCAAGGUCUCGGUCACAGUCGCCGGAUAUUAACGGAGAUGAGCCGCCCCCAGUUCCACCUCGGAUUACGCUGCUAAAAAGCAAAUAUUCUUCGCCAUCAACACAACGUUCAUCGUUUUCAAAUAGAGCCUACCAAGCGUCGUCGAAUCGGCCCCGCACAGUGUCGCCAAGUUCGCCCCGCCCAGUGUCCCCGAGUUCGCCCCGCUCAGUGUCGCCAAGUACGCUCCGAUCAGUGUCGCCGAGUACGCCCUGCUCAGUGUCGCCAAGUACGCACCGAUCAGUAUCGCCGAGUAUGCCCCGCUCAGCGUCUUCGAGUUUGCCCCGCUCAGUGUCGCCGAGUGCUGCCCGCUCAGUGUCGCCGAGUACACCCCGCUCAGUGUCGCCGAGACCACCCCGCUCAGUGUCGCCGAGUACAACCCGCUCAGGGUCGCAGAGUUAUGCCCGCUCAGUGUCGCCGAAUACACCCCGCUCAGUGUCGCCGAGUUUCCCCCGCUCAGUGUCGCCGAGUUUGCAUCGCUCAGUGUUGCGGAGUGCGCUUCGCCCAGUGUCGCCGAGUACAUCCCGCUCAGUGUCGCCUAGUACACCCUGCUCAGUGUCGCCGAGUACACCCCGCUCAGUGUCACCGAGUGCGCUUCGCUCAGUGUCGCCGAGUACGCCCCCCUCAUUGUCGCCGAGAUCCUCCCGUUCAGUGGCGCCGAAUACGCCUCGCUCAAUGUCGCUGACUUCGCCCUGCUCAGUUUCGCCGAGUACACCACGCUUAGUGACGCCGAGUUCGCCCCGCUCAGUGGCGCCGAAUUCGUCCCACUCAGUACCGAUGAUUACGCCCCAUUCAGUGUUUCUGAGCUCGCCCCGCACGGUUUCGCCGAGUUCACCCCUCUCAGGGGCGCCGAGUCCACCCCGCUCAGUGUCGCCGAGUACACCCCGCUCAGUGUCGCCGAGUACGCCCCGCCUAGUGGCACCGAGUUCUCCCCGCUUAGUGGCGCCGAGUACGCACAGCUCAGUGUCGCCGAGAUCUCCCUACCCUGUAUCGCCGAGUACAACCAGCUCAGUAUUGCCGAGUUCGCCCUGCUCAGUGGAGCAGAGUUUGUCCAACUCAGUUUCGCCGAUUACGCCUCGUUUAGUGUCGCCGAGUUCGCCCCGAACAGGGUUGCCAAUAUCACCCCGCACAGUGUCGCAGAUUAUUCCGCCAACACACGCAUGUUUCUUGACAUCAACUUCGACUCUGCACCCAUUAGAAACCAGUUUUACCCCGGCAAUCAACGAUCAAAUAGAAAGAAGAUUUGGAAGAAAUUCCACCAUGAUGGUAUUUGCUGGCUGUCAGGUAGUGUUGGAUCUCAGCACUAACAUCAAGUUCAAGGCCAAAUCACAGCUGAGGAAAGACAUUACAUCUCAUGGAGGUGUGGUCUCUUUCAUAGUGACCAAAAAGAGCACUCACAUUGUCUGUGAUGAUGCCAAGAAGGCAGUGGACUCAUACAAGUGUCAGAUGGGUGUGAAGUAUGGAGUACCCGUGGUGUCUACAGACUGGGUGGUCGCCUGUGUUGAGUCUGGCAAACUGCAGAACACAGACAACUUUAUUCUGCUUGGACAGUCCAAGUCAGAUGAACUUAAAGAAGGGAAAAUAUCAGCAACAAGAUUUCAGCAAAAAGACAAGAAAAAAGAGAGCAAGCAAUUCGUGAAUGUGGCGGCGAUUAAAGUCUGGAAAGCCAAGGACAAAAAUAUGCCAAGCUUUGGUGACAGUUUUCAGAUUGCCAAAUUUGCCAUGUUUGAAGGAAAAAAUCUGAACAAGAAAAACAACAAAGUUCAAAUCAUGGAAAAGACCUUCUCUGUUCUGGAAGUACAUGUGGAUGAUUCACUCAGGGGCAGCAACUCAGAUUCUGAAUACAAAUACAGAGUUACCUCCCAUUUUGGGGACCUUCAGGAGGUGGAGAAUGGCGGAAGUGGGUCAUUUGAGAUGCGUUUCUGUCAUCGGGUAGAAGAGGCCCUAGCAGUGUACAGCAGCCUGUAUAACGACAAGAAGGUCAAGCAUAUGACCUUGACCCACAAGGUCAUCUCCAGGCAUAUUGGGUCAGAGAAGUUCAGACAUAUGAUGGGAGAGUUGGGGCUAGAGACGGGGGAGAUGUCGCAGGUAGUCGGCCAUCUUGUGGAGCACGUGUGGAUGGAGGCCUUGGGGGAACUCAGCAGCGUGCUGGCAGUGGACGUGUACAGCCUGAAAACUGAACAGAUUGACAAGGCAGAAGCCAGUCUGAAGCAAGUAAGGUCAGCAUUGGAGGAGAAUGACCCAACACAGCUACAGAAACAUCUCUCUGACUACUACAACACACUUCAACAUCAGACCCUUGUUACAGUGAACAUGGUCAACAAGGCUUGGCUCUCCAAGGAACAAGAUCUAUGCCAGCUGGUGAAGGACAUGAUAUCAGUGAGCGAGGCGACAGACUGGUCUACCACAUCCAGCACACAGUCUAAGUACCGGGCUCUACGCUGCGAGGUGGCCUGUCUGCCUGCAACCAGUCCAGAAUACCAACACAUUGAAGACACUGUCAUACAGUCACUGGAAAAUGGUGUAAAAAUGAAGAUUGAGGCCGUCUACUCAGUUAACCGGCCAGUUGAAACCACCAGCUUUACACACAACUUGGACAAUAAGCUGUCACUCUUCCAUGCUUCCAAGGCAGAUAAUUUGGUUGGAAUUUUGUCAAGAGGCCUACUGAUGCCCAAGGUGGUGGUGGAUGAUCACGGAGGUCAAAGGUCAGAUCCAGGCAUGCUGGGAUCAGGGAUUUACUUUGUCAGUGCGGCCAGCACCAGUGUUGCCUACUCAUUGCCCAGCCGUUCUAAGGGCACAAGGUUCAUGUUGAUGAAUGAGGUUGCUCUUGGCCACUGCAAGGACAUGUGCACCAAGGAUUUGACCUUGACCUCAGCCCCUGAAGGUUAUGACAGCGUGCAUGGGGUCAAGUCAACAGCUGACACACCCUCUGUUUUCAAAGCAGAUGAGUAUGUUGUGUAUAACCCCAGUCAGCAACGUAUGAGGUACCUGGUUGAGUUCACAACACCCAAUGACAUUGUUAAGACACUGGAGGUGGGCUUAAAUGAAGUGAUUGAAACAUACGACAAUGAGCUUAUGGUGGAAUCCGAGGAAAUCAGCCUUAAUGAUGUAAAGGAUGUAAUUGACCCAAUGUCCAAGGUCAAGGCAGGCUUGGUAUCCAAAGACAACGCUCCGGUCAAUCUCAAGGCUGUUCAUGUUCGAGCCAAACUGAUGGAUCUGGCAUCUGAGGUUGUGGUUUUACAGCAGUAUGAGAACAUGAGUACCUCGCACAUUGAGGCCAAGUAUGUGUUCCCUCUGGGGGACAUGGCUGCGGUCUGUGGAUUUGAGGCAUUCAUCAAUGGGAAACAUAUUGUGGGGGAGGUGAAAGAAAAAGAGACUGCCCAUCGUGAAUACAAGAAGGCAAUCAGUGAAGGACAUGGGGCCUACUUGAUGGACCAGGAUGAAGAAACACCGGAUGUGUUUACUGUAAGUGUUGGUAACCUGCCCCCUGGCGCCACUGUCCUUAUCAAGAUCACGUACGUGUCGGAGCUGCAGGUUGAGGGAGAGCUGAUAAGCUUCCGGCUUCCAGGCAGUGUGGCUCCAUGGAAGAAGGAGUCACUGAAGGAAGUCACUCAGCACGAGACAGACACUGUAGAGGUACAACAAGGAGAGACCAGUGUGCAAGUAUCGGUAGAGAUGCCCUUUGACAUUCGCUCCAUAGAGUGCCCCACACAGAAAGUGAAAAUAAAGAGGACUCUGACCAAGGCCACAGUGGAAAUGUUGAGCAACCAGUCCAUAUCAGAUGGUUUCCAGCUUCUGAUAGGUCUGGCUGAGAUCCAUGUGCCCAGAAUGUGGGUGGAGAGGAAACCAGGCAACCAUGACCAUCAGGCUUGUAUGCUGACGUUCUACCCACAAUUCGAGGCCUGUGAAUCGGAGACUGUCAGUGUUACGUUCCUUCUGGACCUCUCAAAUUCCAUGAAGGGAGACAACCUGACAAAUGCAAAGAAGGUCAUGUUACUGAUGUUGCAGCAUCUGCCUUCCUCGUGGAAUUUCAACAUUGUUGUGUUUGGAACUGCCUUUAAGGAACUGUUUCCUACAUGUGUACCCAAGAAUGCAGCUAAUGCUAAACUUGCCCAGGAAUUUGUGAUGGGUUUAUCAGCUUCCCUGGGCAAUACCGAAGUAGUUCGACCAAUGCACACAUUCUACCUUCUAAGACCGGAGAGCUCUAUUCAGAACGUGUUCCUGAUAUCGGAUGGUCACGUGAACAACUCUGAUGUCCUGCUUGAGAAGGCCAGGCUCAAUUGUCAGCAUACCAGGAUCUUUACUAUGGGUGUCAGCUCUACAGCUGACCGACAUUUGUUGAGGGCCUUAGCAAGAGUGGGAGCUGGAGCUUUCGAGUUCUUUGAUCCAAAAGUAAAGUCUAAAUGGGAAAGAAAGGUACAGAGCCACAUCAACAAGGCUGCUCAGCCUGGCCUUACGUCUGUUCAAGUGGACUGGGAGCAACAUGGUGCCAAUGUGGAACUGCCUGUUCAGGCGCCCAGACAGAUCACGGCCGUGUUCAGUGGGUCAAGGCAGGUCAUCUACGGCUUUGUACCCAACUGCACCAUGGCGACUCUGAAAGCAGAAGUAGCUGGCUAUGAAGUAUCAACCAUGGUGUCUACAUCAGAUCUUAGUAUUACAGAGGGCAAUAUUCUGCACCGCCUUACUGCAAGGGCAAUCAUCAGUGACUGGGAGGAUGGAGUGCUGUCGCCUGACAAGACAGACCAUGAGAUUGUGAAGAUGAACACGAAAAACUACAUCAUAGAGCUGAGCAAGGAAUACUCCAUAGUGACUCAGUUUACCAGCUUUGUUGCCAUAGAAAAGAGAGAUAAGGAUGAUGAAAAGAGUGUCCUGGAUUCAGCCCCUUCAAUGGCAGAACUUAUUGACAAUGAAAAUGUGGAUCAGCUCAAAUACAUGGGAUUUGAGGAGCUGCAGCCAGAUGUUGACAUUGAGAAGGCGUUAGAGGAGGUGCUGACCAAUGUGAGGUUACACUAUGAUAACAAGGUGCGACAGAUGGGGUUUGUCAAAGACGGCUUCAAACUGCUUGUUACAGAGGAUGCCGACACUGAUGAUGAGGAAUGGAAAGAGAAAGUGGAGAAGCUGGAAGAGACCUUUGACAGAUGGGGUCUUUAUGAAGAUUAUGACUUUGAGACAGAAUUUGGGCGAAAGCGUAUAGGGAAAUCGCAACAUAAAAAGGUGCAGAUUUUUGUAAGGCAACUCACUGGGAAAAUUCUAGAAGUGGAUAUAAGACUGGAUCAGACUGUUAGCCAACUAAAGCAAUUGGUGGAAGACUCAACUGGUGUACCAAUAGACCAGCAGCGAAUGAUUUUUGCUGGCCGUGAGUUAGAGGAAGACAGAUUUCUUUACGAGUUUGAUAUUGAAGAUAAGGCUACAUUGCAUCUUGUUUUACGCCUUCGAGGAGGACACACCAUGGUACAAGAAACAGAUCUAUUAAAUAUGAGGAUGAAAAGUUUUGACGAAGAUGUAGGUGCCACAUUGGUCAUGGACGCUGGUUCCAUGAUGUUCAAGGCAGGUUUUGCGGGUGAAGAUGGGCCUAUGACUGUCUUUCCCUCCGCUGUCGGCAGGCCCAGACAUCAGGGUGUUAUGGUCGGUAUGGGACAGAAAGACAGCUACGUCGGAUAUGAGGCCACAGGCAAGACUGUUUUUCAACCACAAAAGAUGCGAAGAACAAAACAGACGGCUCGUAAAAGUACUGGAGGCAAGGCUCCACGCACACUAAGACAGCAAGCUACCGAUGGAGACGAGGCUAGUGAAGAAGAGAAUGAAAAUGAUGAUGUUGAAACGGAUACCCCACGGCAAGAACAGACAUUAAGAGAUCGCGACCGUGGAACUAUGGAAGAAUGCAGACCAAUGCUGGACAGUUCUGAGGUGGAUGAAUUUGCUGAGUUGGACAGUGAUUUAACAGAACCAAGUCCGGCUAAAAUAAAGCGCAGGAAAAGACAGCUUAGGAUGGCAUCCAACAUGCGUAACAUUGAACAGGGUACAGCCCUGAAGAAGGUGGAGCCCAGGGCAGAAACACAAGCAGACACCUGGGAGACCGUGCUGGAGUCCAAUAAGAUAAGAACGGUGGAGGAUGACUACACUGUCUACUCAUGCCCUCCCGAGCCUGAGUUCCUGCUCAUGGAAACCCAAACUGCAUCCCUCCCAGAGUGUUUUGAGAGAUCCAGAGAUGGAUCUUGUGUAUGGGAGGUCAUGGAAGAAUGUAUGGAAAAAGAUUUUGCUUUGUUUGAUGAUGGCCCAUCAUCAGAGUCAGAGUCAGAGACAGCAGGUUUGUUUACUUUUGGUGGAGGUGGAGGCGGUGGUGAGGAAGAAGGUGGAGGUGGAGGUGGUGUCGAGGAAGAAUGUGGAGGUUGGGGCGGUGGUGAGGAAGAAGAUUCCAGUGUGAGCUCAGAAGCGAUGGAAGAGAAAGCAUAUGAAAAGCAGGACAGAGGUACAAAAUUCCCAGUUGAACAGGAAAGUAAACAGAAAAUGAAGACAAAAGCGGACGACAAUCGAGACUAUCUAGUUCACCAUUCUCCACAACCUGUGCCUAAGCCACAAAGCCAAGUUUCGUGGAGAAAAUGUCCCUCACCAACAAGCUUUAGACGUAUGCCUCUUUCAGCAUCAUAUUCCGCAACGUCUCCCUCAUAUUCCCCAACGUCUCCUUCAUAUUCCCCAACGUCUCCUUCAUAUUCCCCAACGUCUCCUAGACCUGAAACCAUGGCUUAUUCAAAAGAGCGAGAAGUGAAUUUGAUUGAAGCUGAAGCCUUUGGAUCUAGUGACUUCAGAAAGCCUUUGUCAAGAAAGAAAGAAAGAUUUUCUGAAAGAGAAACACAAUUAUCUGCUGCGCCACCUCGCCUUGCAAGGUGCUCAUUUGCUGCACCAGCACCAGCCCCUCUUGCAGCCCCAGCCCAAGUAACAACAGGGUUCCAGUAUGUUGAACCUGCAAGAGGCUCCGUGGAACCAACAGGGUUUGCCUUUUCAAGAAGGGCUGAGCAGACAUUGAUGGGCGAAAGCCAACUCCAGAUUACGGGAGAGUCUUUAUCAAGUGCUGAAUUCAGAAUACAAGAAGAGGAUGAUUGUGAUAAGAGCGCGCCAAGAAGAUUCCCUUCGAUGGCAUGCUUUGUUGCCCCAGCUCCACAACCCCUGGAACCUCCUGAAAUGCCUUAUUCAGGACUGCCACCACCACCACCACCACCUCCACCAGGUGCAUAUUGGGCUAUGCAGCUCUCCAAGCCUCCACCACCACUGUUAGCAGGACUUCCACCACCACCACCACCCCCAUCCUUCAUCGUAUUGCCACCUGCACCAAAAUCAGCAGGUGCACCUUUGAAGCCUAAGCCACUUGCCAAGCUGCCUCCCCCAUUACCAUCGAGAGGACAACCACCUCCACCACCACCAUCGGGUGGACAACCGCCUCCACCACCACCAUCGAGAGGACAACCACCUCCACCACCACCAUCGAGAGGACAACAGCCUCCAACACCACCAUCAGCAGGACUACCACCUCCACCACCACCAUCAGCAGGACUACUGCCUCCACCACCACCAUCAGGAGGACGACCGCUGCCACCACCCACAGUAGUACCAUUACAGGGACAGUCAUCUGAGUUAUCAAGAUCAAGUUCAGCAAAGAUAUUGAGGAGGGAUCGUUUACAUGGAACACUUACAGCAUCAUUUGGUGUUGAUUUACCUAAGCUUCAAUCCUUGCAAUAUGAAAUAUGUUCCAAGAAGAGGAGAAUGCCAAAAAUUGCCCCUUCGGAGCUGCUUCUGUUGGAUGUGACACCUUUGUCCAUUGGUAUAGAAUUGGAAGGUGGGAUAAUGCAUGUCAUUAUUCCUCGAAAUUCCACGAUUCCAACUCGCAAACAGGCCACAUUUCAUGGCCCCAGUGCCACGGAGAAGGACUCAGACUGUCAUGGUGUCGCAAUCAAUGUGUACCAAGGUGAAAGGGCCCUUGUUAAGAACAACAAAAAAAUUGGGGAGAUGGAAUUGUUUGAUCGGAACCUUACAGAUGUUGUGAUAUUAAUCGAAAUUGAUGCAAAUGGCAUAAUUUCUGUGACCGCAACCUCUGCAAUGACCGGAAAAUCUUCUUGUAUCACAAUUAGUAAUGAUACAGGUGGAUUGAAUCAACAAGAAAUCGGUAAACAUAUAAAGGAAGCAGACGCAAAUCGUAAAAAUGAUGACAUCAUCCGUCAAAAGCCUGUGAAUAAUUUACCAGUCAUAAAGCGAUAUACAGACACCCCAAAUCUGGCAGAGUAUGGCAUAGGCAUUCAGGUGUCCACGUGUGCACUAGAUGAGACAUCCAUGGAUUCUAAACGUGUGGAAGAAAUUGGUAAACUUAUGAACAAUGACGGUUACUAUGACUUCACCUCAAACCUUGGCAAACUGUUGGGAGUUGACUUCCAGAAAUGUGAGAGCAUCCUCACACUAGCAGGCCUCUCUUCAUUGGGUUUCAAGGCCAAGUCAGACAUUCUCAGACUUGUGGCCACGUCCAUUGUGAUUGUUCGUCUUAUUAAGAACAUUUUGCCUGAUGUCAAAACUGAGGAUCUGACUGAAGAUAAGUUUAAUACGAAAAUUGAAGAAAUUCUGUCUUCUGGUGUCACAGCUUUGGAAGUCUUUGGCAUCAUGGCAAACUUUUUGCCUAAAGCUUUUGACUACGCGACAGACACCGCCAAAAAGUACCCCCUUGUGCCCUCAACGUUGGAACUUGGCUCCUCGUGGGAAAAUGUGACUUUUAGGCUGCUUGGUAUCUAACCAUAAGUGACUAUCAUGUGCAUAUUAACUUGGAUAUGGACAAUAAAUGCUGAAGGUUGUAAUUGACAAAAAAUAGCACCUAGGAGUCCUUUGAAUGGUAAAGAUAUUGACUUAUGCACAAUUUAAUCAAAGUAUAAAUAUUAUAUAAUACUUACAAAGUUUAAAUUUUAAAGUUGCACAAAGGCAUGUAUACAAUCUUAAAAAAGAUGCUUACAGUUAGAAAUUAGUUUCAAAAUUGGGUAAAGCUUACCAAAUAAAAAAGAAGUUUUUAUUUAAUUUUAUCAAAUAUUGCUUCCAAGGGUAUGUAACAGUUUUUCCUUAUAUGGCUUUUAUUAUUGAAAAUCUAAGAAGAAAGCAAAAAUUGGAUUUGAAAAUUAUUCAGCAUAAAUUUUCCUUGUGUUAUAUUUUGUUUACAAUGCUCUGUGUAAGUGGAUUCAAGUUAUCCUGAUUUUCAGUUUGUCAUGUCUACAUGUUAUGUGAUAGCGUUUGACCAAGUCAGUUUCCCUGCUGAAUGAAAGUAGCAUUCUAUGUGUACUGAGAGAAUUGAUCAAGAGGCAUCGUGGCCUUUUUUAAUUUUUUCUUUCUACUAAAAACAACUGAUCAAACAUUUGCAAGUAUUCCUUACUCUUUAAAAUGUUACAUACUUCAAUAAAGUUUUGUAAUUCGGAUAGCAAUUGCUUCAAAGUAUAUUUUGAACAAUUUGGUUGCUUCAUUGUUUCCUGUUAAUCAUUAAUUAUUAUGGAAUAUUACUCUCAUAAAUGUAUCACAUGUGUACCAAUCUUCUUAAUUUUGAUAUUGUGCUUUUUUAUGGUAUUUUUGCUUUAUAUUGCUGAUAUAUAUAUAUAUUGUGUAUUCUCCACACUGAUGUAUUGUUCAUUAUAAUGCCGCCCUUAGAAGAAGAGGGGGUAAAUUGUUUAGCUGGAUAUCGGUCGGUCUCUAGGUAGACCAGAUCCUUUCCCAUCAAUCACUUGUGAAUGAUUCACUAGAUGAAUUGACCAAUUGGCUUGAUACUUCCCAUGUGCAUUGGCCUAUGCCAGUCGAUGACUCCUAUCGAAAAAGGUCACUGUUACACUAUGAGUAAAAAUCGUUUCUGAUCAAUUACUUGUGAAUGGAGAGACCGAUGGGCUUGAUACUUCCCAUGUGCAUUGAUGUUUGACAGUAGAUGACCCCUAUUGAAAUGGGGGUCACUAGCUAGGUGAAAGGUCAAGUUCAUGUUCACACUAAGUGUGAAAUUGUUUUUGAUCAAUUACUUGUGAACGGAGAGACAGAUUGGCUUGAUACUUCCCUCAUGAAUUGAUGUUUUACAGUAGAUGACCCCUAUUGAAAUUGUGGUCACUAGGUGAAAGGUCAAGUUCACAUUCACACUAAGUGUGAAAUCGUUUUCGAUCAAUAACUCGUCAAUUUAUGCAACCAUUGGCUUGAUACUUCCCAUGUGCAUUGGCCUUGGACAGUAAAUUACCUCUAUUAAAAUUGGGGUCACUAGGUCAAAGAUCAAUCUCACUGUCCCAAUAAGUGUGAAAAUAGUUUGCUAUCAAUAACUCGUCAACGAAUUGACCGAUUGGCUUGAUACUUCUCAUGUGUAUUAGCCUUGGACAGUAGAUGACCCCUAUUGAAAUUCAACCGAAUUUAUCAAGCUCUAAAAAGAGGACAAAGAAAUAUAUUGAGACAACACAAUUUCAUGUAACUUUUAACGAUGCAAAAUUAUAUAUUUUUUGAAAGAAUAUCAAUUAUCCCUGACUUUCUUAUCCAAUAAUGAUUUAUUGAUUGUAUGGCAGCAUUAUGACAUCACUAGUUAUAAUACUAUAUUAUUCUCAACCCAUUUACUAUUUAUUACGCUGAUUUAACAGAAGGGCAUAAUUCUGUGUCAACUAAAAUCUUAUUUAAGAUGCAAAGUCCCACUAAUAUGGUAAGAUUAACUCUUCAUGUCAGUUUGUUGCAGAAAAUCAUGUGUCAAAGCCCUGUUUGGAGCGGCUCUUGUUUAACUGAGAUUUUGUUUAUGUAUAUUUUGUUGUUAAAGUGACACUGCAAGAUUUAAUCAAAUAUUUAUGAAAUUAUAUAAAAUGUGUAAAAAACUUUAUAUACAUAUAUUUCAAUAUAAAUUAAAUUAAAUGAAGAACAUGUGUCGAAAAAUGCGAAAUAAGCAAUAUAUUUAAAUCUGAAAUCGAAAAUGUCUCAACUGUCGAAUUCGCCAGCACGUAUAUCAUGCAUGUACGAUGUGAAUCUUAAUUUAGUUGUACGGAUCAUUUUAAUUUCCUGCAACGAUACAUCUAUUCAUAUGAGACACAAACACUGACUUUGACCCUAAUAAAAAGACAAAUGAUUCGAAAUGAUAGGAAAAUAUGUACGAAACAUCUUCGUCACAAUCGGCUCAGGGUGCUUAUUUGUCUUUGCUGCAUUCUUUAAGAUUUGUCUUCAAUGUAUACUUUUCUUACCUAUUUUGUGUUGUUGCAACAUAUUUUUAUCAGUAUAUUACAAUUUAACACAUAUGAAAAUUGCACAGUCUCACUUUAAUGUAAAUUUGAGCUGUAUUGUAGGAAAAAUGAGUUUUUUGUAUGUGCAGAGUCCACACUGGCAAAUCAUGUACCACACUUUCAGCUUAAACUGGUUUCUUCUUAAGGAGAGAGUUUUCCUUUCUUUAAAGAAAUUGAAUUUAUUUUAUGAAAUAACUGUUUAGUUUGGUGUGGUGUCAUCAUUCAUCCAUAGAUCUGUUUGCUUGCACAGUAGAUUUAAUUGAGACGGCUUGCCUUGACCAUGAUUGGUACUCUCCAUGUGUUUUUUUGAAAGCUAAAGCUUUUCAACAAAGCUCAUUUAACUGUUUUUUUUCUUCAGUGUAUUAUCUGUAUUUACUUGCCUAACUAUAGCACACGUGUUACUUAUUAUAAAAGAGCUCACAAUUACAUAUUGUUUCAUUUAUAACAAUUGUAGAUCUAUACACUGUAAAAUUGUUUAUUAUAUGUUGAUUAUGUUUUUUGAGUAACAAUACUGUUUUUGUAAUGGUUAUUUAUAUAUGUUUGUUAUAUUUGUAACAAUAAGCUUGUUAUCCCCGCCAAAAGCCCAGAGAUAUAGAUUUGGUACUGUCCAUAAGUAAACAUUAAAAAUUGGUAAGAUUAUCAAGCUUUUUUGCGAUUAUAAGUCAAGUGUUUUACAUACUGUAUAGAUUUCUUAGUUAACAUUUUAAUGGCAUUUAAAAAAAAAUGCUGCAAUCUGUGAACAAGUCACUUCAAUGUUGAUAAUAUACAGAAAAUGUUAACAGAAAUUAUAAUGCUCCGAUAAAUAUAAAGGUAGAAGUUUUUGCACUCUGUGAUAAAAGUUUAUUUAUUAUGUGGGUUUUGUUUUUGUUUGCCUUUUGCAUGUUUCAAUUAUGUAGUGUGCUUUUUGAAUAUACAUAACUGGCACAUGUUUUGUAACAAAGCAGAUUUUAUGGGGUCUUUUCAAUUCAACUUUUUCUACUGUCAGUGUUGUAUAUGUUUCCUAAGUAGUUAAGUUUUAAAUGUCUGGUCUGUUGACUACUAAGUAUCACAAUAAGUUUAAUAUUUAUAUUUUGUAGUCUUUCUUUUAAACACAUUUGAAAUUCAUAUCUUAUAACACGCUGCGUAUUAGUAAAUGUAUAAUUAUGCCUUCAUAUAAUGCAUUUUUAUUAUAUAUAUUUUUAUUCCCCAAGAUCGGGGGUAUAUUGUUUUUGGCAUGUCUGUCUGUCAUUCUGUCCCAAAUAUUUAACCUUGGUUAAUGAUUGAUACCUUUUGCAAUAUUGAAGAUAGCAACUUCAUAUUUGGCAUGCAUGUGUAUCUCAUGGAGCUGCACAUUUUCAGUGGUGAAAAGUCAAGGUCCAGGUCAUCCUUCAAGGUCAAAGGUCAAAUAUCAUUGUAUUUUUCUUUCCUAAAACUUUAACCUUUGUUAAAGUUUGGUCAUAACUUUUUGAAUAUGAAGAUAGCAACUUGAUAUUUGGCAUGCAUGCGUAUCUCAUGACACUGCACAUUUUGAGUGGUGAAAGGUGAAGGUGAAGGUCAUCAUUCAAGGUCAAAAGUAAAAAAAUACAAUCCAAAGUAAUACGCUUUAAAAGGGAGAUAAUAUCUAAAGCUGCCUAAACCUAAAGCGGCGCAAUAGGGGACAUUGUGUUUCUGACAAACACAUCUUUUUUUAUUAUGCCCCUGGAUCGAAUCAUCGGGGGUAUAUUGUUUUGGCCUGUCUGUCUUUCAUUGUGUCCCAAAACUUUAACCUUGGUUAAAGUUUGAUACCUUUUGCAAUAUUAAAGAUAGCAACUUCAUAUUUGGCAUGCAAGUGUAUCUCAUGGAGCUGCACAUUUUGAGUGGUGAAAAGUCAAGGUCAAGGUAAUCCUUCAGGUCAAAGGUCAAAUAUCAUUGCAUUUUUCUUUCCUAAACUUUUAACCUUCGUUAAAGUUUGGUCAUAACUUUUUGAAUAUUGAAGAUAGCAACUUGAUAUUUGGUAUGCAUGUGUAUUUCAUGAAGCUGCACAUUUUGAGUGGUGAAAGGUGAAGGUCAUCCUUCAAGGUCAAAAGUCAAAAAAUACAAUCCAAGGGAAGUAAUAAGCUUUAAAAAAGGGAGAUAAUUUCUAAACCUGCCUAAACCUAAAGCGGCACAAUAGGGGGCAUUGUGUUUCUGACAAACACAUCUCUUGUUUAUUAUAUAAAUAUAUUAUGUCUGAUAUCAAUCCUGCCCAAUAGGAGAUGCAUAUAUCUUUGAAUAAUGGGUUACAGAAAAUUGAUGAAUUACAUUACAAUAAGAGAUGUACGCGUCUUAAUAUAACGCAUUUCAAAUAAAUUUUCACGUUAAAUACAAUGCAAUAGGAAACCAUUGUUUUGAGUACAACUCUAACCUGCUGUGCUCUUUAGACUUUAUUUUAGUCAGUUCAAAGACUUCAAGUAUUUGUUUUCUAUAAUGGUAAACCUAUAUGAUCCUCUAACAAGACGUCGCAAAUUAUACUACUCACAUAUAUUAUGACUCAAGUAUUAUAACAAUUAUAAUAAUAGCUGCUUUCGUUUUUUUUUGUAAUUGUUGAUCAUUAUAAAUAACAUGAACGGGAUUGUGAAACACAAUAAGGUUAAUGAAACACAGUAGUUUAUGUUGUGGAUGACCGAUAACAUGGUGUUAUUUUCAUAGUCUAAAUAAGGUCUCCACAAGUUAUGAACAAGAACAUGGCAUCUUCGUAUAUUUUACAGGUAUUAUUGUUAUGGUAAUAUCAAUUACGAAUAUGCUUUUAAAAUUAAGACUUGACUUACUCAAUUCCUGGUUUCAAUUUGCUUGAUGGUUAGUUGGUUUGAUCUUGCGCGGUAUAUAUUUAUUUUAAAUUCCUUGCUUGAUUUUACUAAAUUAAUAUUCAUCAGAUAAUUAAAAAAAGAUAAGGGCACUACUGUUAAGUUGUAUAAUGUCAAUUUGCUUUUCUUUUUUUCUAAUAAAAAUUAUCCCUGUAA